AUGCCCGCCAACCAGGCCUCAGGCAACGCUUCAGGAGAUGGCUUCUGCAAGCUCCCGCUGAGACUGCAAGGCUCCAGCUCUCCGUGCCAGGGCCAGCUGGAGGUCCUCUUCGACGGCAAGUGGCACACGGUGGACAGCCAGAGCUGGGGCCGCAGCCGGAACCGCUGGGAGGACCCCAGGCAGGCCUCCAGUCUCUGCCAGAAGCUGAACUGCGGGGACGCCUUGGUCCUGGCCCACAUCUCGCACUUCAACAGCCCCCAGAACCACGUCAUCUGCCAGGGGCAGCCAGGGUCCUUCUCCAGCUGCAACUCCAGCGUGGCAAACCAGAGGGCCCCUCUGGGCCUGAUCUGCUUAGAGCUGCCGAAGACGAGCCCUCCUACCACAAGGCCGCCGCCCACCACGCCAGAGCCCACAGUGCCUCCCAGGCUGCAUCUGGUGCCAGGGCCCGAGGGCCUGCGGUGCAUGGGCGUGGUGGAAUUCUACAGGGGCAGUCUAGGUGGCACCAUCAGCUAUGAGGACCAGGACGGGCACAAGGAUCAGGACGGACCCAAGAACCUGGGGGACCUCAUCUGCGGGGCCCUUCAGUGUGGCUCCUUCCUGAAGCGCCUGCCGGAGGCCAGGGCAGCCAGGACGCAGCCCCCAGGGGAGACCGGGCCCUUGCCAAUCCGGUGGGAGAUCCGGGACACCAACUGCACCUCCCUGGAGCAGUGUUUCAGAAAGGUCCAGCCCCGGAAUCCUGGGCAACGUGACUUCCUGCCUCGGAGGGCCCGGCGACUCAGGAGAGGGGGCAACGAGUGCCCACAAAAAGACAAAGACAGGCACCCGAGGGUCCACAGCAGCCCAGACGUGGACGCAGCCCCAGAUGGCCAAGAGCUCCCGCUGAGACUGCAAGGCUCCAGCUCUCCGUGCCAGGGCCAGCUGGAGGUCCUCUUCGACGGCAAGUGGCACACGGUGGACAGCCAGAGCUGGGGCCGCAGCCGGAACCGCUGGGAGGACCCCAGGCAGGCCUCCAGUCUCUGCCAGAAGCUGAACUGCGGGGACGCCUUGGUCCUGGCCCACAUCUCGCACUUCAACAGCCCCCAGAACCACGUCAUCUGCCAGGGGCAGCCAGGGUCCUUCUCCAGCUGCAACUCCAGCGUGGCAAACCAGAGGGCCCCUCUGGGCCUGAUCUGCUUAGAGCUGCCGAAGACGAGCCCUCCUACCACAAGGCCGCCGCCCACCACGCCAGAGCCCACAGUGCCUCCCAGGCUGCAUCUGGUGCCAGGGCCCGAGGGCCUGCGGUGCAUGGGCGUGGUGGAAUUCUACAGGGGCAGUCUAGGUGGCACCAUCAGCUAUGAGGACCAGGACGGGCACAAGGAUCAGGACGGACCCAAGAACCUGGGGGACCUCAUCUGCGGGGCCCUUCAGUGUGGCUCCUUCCUGAAGCGCCUGCCGGAGGCCAGGGCAGCCAGGACGCAGCCCCCAGGGGAGACCGGGCCCUUGCCAAUCCGGUGGGAGAUCCGGGACACCAACUGCACCUCCCUGGAGCAGUGUUUCAGAAAGGUCCAGCCCCGGAAGGACGGCCAAGUCCUCGGCCUCAUCUGUUCUGAUUUCCAGCCCAAGGUGCAGAGCCGCCUGGCGAGGGGCAGCGGCACGUGUGCAGGCUACGUGGAGGUGCGCUGGGGCCGGCAGUGGCAGGACCUGUGCCACCACUCCCCUUUCAAGGUCCCCCCUCGGUGGGAGGAGGUGUGCCGGGAGCAGCGGUGCGGCAACCUCAGCUCCUUCGAGGUGCUGGAGGCCGGUGGCCAGACCUCCCGGGGGCUCGUCUGUCACCAGGAGAAGCUGUCCCAGUGCUACGAGCUUCAGGAGAUAACCUACUGCCGGAGGGUGUUAGUCACGUGCAAGGACCCGAACCCGGCGGGCCUGGGCGCGGGCACCGUGGCGAGCAUCAUCCUGGCCCUCAUGCUCCUGGCGGUGCUGCUGGUCGUGUGCGGCCCCCUCGCCUACAAGAAGCUGGUGAAGAAAUUCCGCCAGAAGAAGCAGCGCCAGUGGAUCGGCCCGACGGGAAUGAGCCAGAACAUGUCUUUCCACCGCGAUCACGCGACCACAGUCCGCCGAUCCCAGGCUGACAACCCCGCCGCCUCACACGUGGAGAACGAGUACAGUCAGCCUCCCAGGAACUCCCAGGUCUCCGCUUAUCCAGCUCUGGAGGGGGCCCUGCAUCGCGCCUCCACCCAGCCCGACAACUCCUCCGACAGUGACUACGACCUGCACGGGGCUCAGAGGCUGUGAGAGACCCGGGAAUCGGGAACCGACAUCCAGAGCCAGACCAUUUGUCCUGAGAACAUUCUGCAUUUGCCGCUUGGAAAUACGUCCCCCGGUUUCUGUGCCCGCCAGAACCCGGACGGAGGGCACGAGCCUGGCCCAGGGGAGACCCGCCCGACAGCUCGGCCGACCCUGCAAGUGUGGCAGCUGGGAAAGGGCCGAGCCCACAGACAAGCAGCCACCCCCAGACAGAGACAUCUGGGGGGUCCAGGCCCUGGAAGCCCCCACCCCCAUCUGUGGGGAGCAGUGCCCAAGCAGGAGAUGGGCUCUCUCCUCAGGCCUGGGCCCCAGUGAGGACUGACGGGAAGCUCACGGUGUGGGGGGACAGGUGGAAGCUGAGUACUCUACUGUAUUUCCAAUAUGUUCUUUGUAAAUAAUGCCUUUUCUACUUCCUGAGAAUUAGUGUCCGGCCUCCUCGGUCCAGGGCCACCCCCAUCCCUCUGGAGAUGCCUGAGGGCGGGGGCACCUGUUGGGGGGGUUUGCCAUCCUCCGAUGGGAGGGCUGCUCACCUGGCACAACGCUGCUCAGCACAGCAGCCCCUCAGGGCGAUGUGUGGCCCCGACCCCGCGCCCUGCUCCACCCCUCCCUCUGCGGCCUCCCCCAGACUCCUGCCUCUUCAAGGUGCCUCCCUAAGAGAGAGCAGGGACUGGGGCUGGCUGUCAAGUGCAAAGGCCCCUAGUGCCGCCUGACAGCCUGGCACAAAGGGGGGACCCAGUAAA
Phyllostomus discolor (pale spear-nosed bat) is the source of this 3023-nucleotide messenger RNA. It is a transcript of the gene CD5, whose product is annotated as CD5 molecule. The transcript has 15 exons. Gene Ontology annotation, cellular component: plasma membrane. Lineage: Eukaryota; Metazoa; Chordata; Mammalia; Chiroptera; Phyllostomidae. Gene Ontology annotation, biological process: T cell costimulation. The record is from RefSeq and is a predicted model, not a curated record. The coding region runs from base 1 to 2271 and encodes 756 amino acids.